AUGAGAGGAACAAGUAUGGCCAAUUCUGUGAACUUUCUCCUGCUUCUUUCUCUACUAGCCUUUGCACCCUUCUGCCAUUGUGACAAGAAAGUAGGCGGUUACCUCUACCUGCAAUAUUAUGACAAGUCUUGCCCCAGAGCUCAAGAGAUUGUCAAGUCCAUUGUGGCCAAAGCUGUCGCAAAAGAAACACGCAUGGCUGCUUCCCUGCUGAGAUUGCAUUUUCAUGACUGCUUUGUCAAGGGCUGUGAUGGAUCAGUGUUGCUAGAUAGCAGUGGAACCAUUAUCAGCGAGAAGAGGUCAAAUCCCAACCGUAAUUCAGCUCGAGGAUUUGAAGUUAUUGAUGAAAUCAAAUCAGCACUAGAGAAGGAAUGCCCUGAGACUGUGUCCUGUGCUGACAUUUUAGCCAUAGCUGCCAGAGAUUCAACUGUUCUUACUGGUGGACCAAGCUGGGAAGUGCCUCUAGGCAGAAGGGAUUCUCUUGAUGCAAGUAUAAGUGGUUCUAACUACAACAUUCCUGCCCCCAACAACACAUUUCAAACCAUCCUAACUAAAUUCAAGCUUAAAGGCCUUGAUAUUGUUGAUCUAGUUGCUUUAUCUGGUAGCCAUACUAUAGGAGACUCAAGGUGUACCAGCUUCAGGCAAAGACUCUACAACCAAACUGGCAACGGCAAAGCAGACUUCACUCUUGACCAAUACUAUGCUGCUCAAUUGCGCACUCACUGCCCAAGAUCCGGCGGAGACCAGAAUCUGUUUGUGCUAGACUUUGUCAGCCCAGCAAAAUUUGAUAACAGCUACUACAAGAACUUACUGACUAAGAAGGGUUUGUUGAGCUCUGAUGAAAUUCUCUUGACACAGAAUACAGUGUCUGCAGGUUUAGUAAAGAAGUAUGCUGAAAGUAAUGAUCUUUUCUUUGAACAAUUUGCCAAGUCCAUGGUUAAGAUGGGGAACAUUACUCCCUUAACAGGCUCAAGGGGUGAGAUCAGAAAGAACUGCAGAAGGGUUAAUGCUUAAUCAAGUCACAAAAUUGUCAUGUUGGCAGAUCUCAUGAUUGUACCUAUGUUUUAAUUUAUUGUUCCUUGUUUAUCAACAUUUAAUUCUUCUACAUGAUGAGUUUUGGCCGUGUGUCAUGAACAUUAAGUGGGGUGUUUUAUAGCAUUGUUAAUUUGUUAUUUUUAUGUUUGGUGAAAUGAGUAUUCCAAUAACUUAAUAAAGAAAUAUUCUAUCCA
Molecule: messenger RNA, 1226 nt
Organism: Arachis stenosperma
Lineage: Eukaryota; Viridiplantae; Streptophyta; Magnoliopsida; Fabales; Fabaceae
Product: peroxidase 72
Exons: 4
Coding region: 1-1011 (336 amino acids)
Biological process (GO): response to oxidative stress; hydrogen peroxide catabolic process
Molecular function (GO): heme binding; peroxidase activity
Source: RefSeq, a predicted model, not a curated record